This is a messenger RNA of Ilex paraguariensis (yerba mate), 366 nucleotides long. Lineage: Eukaryota; Viridiplantae; Streptophyta; Magnoliopsida; Aquifoliales; Aquifoliaceae. The record is from the annotation of a GenBank genome assembly.
AUGUCCCCAAUGUGCUUAAUUGGUGGAUUGAAAACGUCAGUUUCUAUGAAGCUCGGAAAAGAGGAAGCCUUUUAUGCAGCCGGCACAGCCAUCGUUUUGACAUCACCCAAGGCAAGGGAUAUAAGUGCAGUUGUUUGGAUGGUUACCACGGGAACCCUUACCUUCCUAAGGGAUGCCACGAUAUGCAUAUCAAUGAGUGUGAAGACCCAAACAACAAUUGCCGAAGUGAAGCUAUUUGCACCAAUACGCUGGGCAGCUACAGGUGCAGUUUCCCACAUGGUUAUCAGAUCUAUCACAAUGCAAGUGGAUAUUUUGGAUGCAAAUCUAAUGGAGGAAGGUCACCAUUUACCCAAAUUGCCUCUUUAG